Messenger RNA from Serendipita indica DSM 11827, 393 nucleotides. The record is from the annotation of a GenBank genome assembly. Lineage: Eukaryota; Fungi; Basidiomycota; Agaricomycetes; Sebacinales; Serendipitaceae.
AUGCCCAUCUUCACCUUUACAUAUGGCUCUUUCGGAGAUAUUUCUCAGUGCAUCCAGCUGCUCUGGAAAAUCGGCAAGGAGCUCCACGACACGACGGGCUCGUCCAGCGAGUACCAGGCACUCAAAGGCGAGCUCGUUCAGACAGUACAAAUCUUGAAUGGGAUACAACUGCUCAAGACAGGACCCCAAACCUCGCAGGAGACCCAAGGCCAUCUAGCCAUCCUUCUUGCGCAGGCCGCGGACUGUCACAAAGCCAUCGUCACCUUUCUCAAUAGAAGGAAGAAGCCCAAAGGUCUUUGGCAGAUAGCAUCAUGGCACACUUUGGGCACUACUGAGGCAAAGGAGCUACAAGAGCUUCUGUCCCGGGGAUGCCCGGCUAACAAUGCUCCUUGA